UUUCCAGAGCGAGGAGCGAGCACGCUGCUGCACCACCCUCCAUCAGAGCCCCCUAAGGCCCUCCUAGGCUUGUGCAAAACUCCAGCCGGUGGAAACGUAACCCGGGGGACCACUGGGAGAAUGGCGGUGAACUGGAAGGAAUAUUUCCGACUGGCCUUAGAAGAGAAGCUGCUGGCGAAGAUACCGGAGCAGACUGUGGGCCGCGUCCCCCCGGUGCUGCGUCUCUUGGAGAAGAGGCAGGAGCUGGUGGAUGCAGACCGGAGCCUGCAGGCCCAGAAGGAGGUGUUCCAGAGCAGGAGGGAGGCCCUGCAGCAGCGCUGGGAACAGCUGGAACAGAAGGAGCGGGAGCUAAAGGCAUCCUUUGUUCGCUUCGACCAGUUCUUGCAGGAAGCCGAGGCCCGGCGCGGCCGCGCGCUGCGCAGGGCGGCCGAGGAGCGGCAGCGGGCGGGCCGCCAGGAGGCGGAGGCGCAGCGGCUGCGGACCCAGCUCGAGGAGCUGCAACGGGAGCGCGCGCGGCUGCGGAGCCGGCUGGAGCGCCUGGAGCCCUGCGCGCGCCUGCUGGGGCGAGUGCUGGAGCGGCGGCCGGAGUUCCAGGAGGUCCCCGAGAUGGUGGCGCGGUUCGACGGCCUGGCCGACACGCUGGCGGCGCUGAGGGUCACGGAGCGCGAGCAGCUCGCCGAGCUGGAGGCGGCGCGCACGCGGCUGCAGCGGCUGCAGGACGCGGGGCAGGACCGGCUGCUCCGGCACUGCCAGCGGUGGGCGCAGCUGCAGGAGCGCCUGGAGGCGGCCCGGGAGCGCACGCUGCGCUGGGAGUCCAAGUGGAUUCAGAUCCAGAACACAGCCGCCGAGAAGACCCUGCUCUUGGGACGCACUAGGAUGUCAGCGCUCAACCUGUUCCAGCAACUGUGCCAGCACCGGAUGCAGUCACCCGCCCUGGACAUUGAGGACACCGAGGGACAGCUGGAGCAGGUGAAGCUGUUCAUGGAAGAUCUCUCGGCCUUGCUGACCAGCCUCCGUCAGGCCGAGCCUGCGGCCCCCGCCUUCUAGCCCCGACCCAGGUCCUCCAAUGCCACAGCGAGAGUGUGAGGCUCAGAGAGGGCAAGGCACCUGCUCAGGGUCACACAGCCAGGACAAGCCAGAGCGCAGAUUUCAACCCUGUCCACCUGACUCCGAGACUGUGCUCCUAAGAGGACCCUCCACUCCUCCCUGGCACUCGCUGGCUGACAGGCUCUCCACCCAAGGGCUCUCCUUUUUUGUGGGCACCCCCUUCCUUAUGCCCAAGUUGGGGUGGCCAGAGGGAGUCGAGGGAAGGGAGAGGGGAAAGGCUACCAAAAGGCAGCUCCUCAGGCCUCUUAAGAGGCCUUGGGCACAUCACUCCCCUCUGUGGGCCUCAGUUUACCCAUCUGUAAGUGGCGGGAAAGAGCACCAGGGAUGGUCCCAGAACAAGGGAGGAUCUCUGGAGAUGCCAACGGAGCCAGGGCUGCAGAUUAAACAGCUGCAUGCUGAGAUGAAAAUCCCUGUGGGCUCCCGCGAUCUGAGUCCCAGCACCACAGCUGCUGCCGUGUGAUCCCCAGGCCAACGGCCACCAUCUCUGGGCCCUGAAAGCCAAGGUGUGAUCCUGCCUGGCUUCUCACUCACCGCCCGGGAGCGGUAGUUCUUGAUGCUGUCCACCAGCCUCAGCCGCUGCAGCUCCUCUUCCUUGAAGCGCGAGCCUGGCAGAGACAGGGGUAUGAGGUUGGGCUCUGUGGGGCCCACCGGCUGCCCCCUGCCCCCACGGAGACUUACUGAAGAGUGGGUGCAGGCCUAGCCCCGCCAGGUCCAGCUCCUUGGCCCUCUUGAUGGACUCGGGCGAGGGUGCUGGCCGUGAGCGCACGUACUGCUGCUGGGCAUUGUCGGCCACGCGGCCCAGGCCCUGCAGCUCCAGUGAAGCCUCCAGAGUGCUCUGCAGGCCGCCAUCCUCCUCGUCCAGGACACUCUGCGGCACCCGGCCCAGAACGCCGUCCACAGCCGCCUCGCCUGCCCCAACGGCACCCAGUCAGAUGCCUCCAGCUCGGCCCCAGCCCACCUCCUGCCCUGGCCCAUUACAGGCAAACAGGCAAGAACAGUUGCCACGAGAGACGCUGUCGCUACGGAACAGCUACUGCAGCCAGCCCUCAUGCUGGGCGCCUCAGAGCCGCAGACCAGGCCUCAGCAGCUCCAGCACAGGGGCCGGCAGCCUGGCCAUAAGUAAAAUGACGGCACUGGGUCAAGCAGGAGACACCAACUGCUGAGACGCUCCAUGUGCCAGCGUCUCCCUCCACUGCACAUCGAGACUCCGAGCCGGUGGCGGGGCCUGCGGCUGGCACUCUGUGCACACGGGCUGAGCCAGGUGCCGCUGCCCGGCCCUGGGGCAGGUCCUUUCUGCCUGGCUUCCCACCCGUCCUUCUGCCGCUUGAGGACUGUGCGGAGCACAGAUGGGGCUCCCCUCAAACGGCACACCUGCCCCCCUCCUGGGCCCUCAGGUCUGAGCCUGACUGUCCUCACUGCAGACUCUGCUUUCAAACAGCCUCGAAGCACAGAGUCCCGGGCUAGGGCACUUCUGGGGGCCACCUGGUCCCCACAGGGAGUCCCUGCCUGGCUAGACAUCCUUCCUGACAGAGUGGGGACCUGGGCUCCGAGCCAACCAGAUGGGGCAGCUGUCUUCUCUGCUCGCCAUUUGUUGGGCAGGGCUGAGGCGGUCACUGGGCUCUCUGAGCCGGGGUCUCCAGGGCUCUGGCUGGACCCCUGUUGUGACAAGAUGCUUGGCCUCCCUGGGCAGAGGCGAGGAUGACACUCCCUAUGGCACAGAUGCGCUAAUGAGGCAGCGUGUGUGCAGCAUCUGUCCCCCAGCAGCCCACAGGAGGAGACCGCCCGGUUCCUGUUGCCUGUCCCACUUGAUCGCGUUGCAGGAAGUACAGAGGAAAAUUCUGAGAGCUCAGCUUGAACAAGCCUCAGUCUCUCUCCUUCCUCCCCUGGGCUCCCCUGAAAACCUGGCUGAGUACAGGGUCACAGAUCAGUGCCUGGGGGCCGGUCAUAGGGGAGAGGCGCAGGUGGGGGCCGCAGUGAAGCCGAGGGUCCGGCCUGCCGCAGGGUGCCUGGCUGAGCCCUAUCUAGCCAGCACUCACUGCAUGAAAAGGCAGACUCGGCACAGCCAGAUCUGACCAUUUCAGAAGCCAGAAGUGUGGAUUUUUAUGUGAAAUCCUAGAGUUUAAAACAUGGAUUGUUGCCUGGGGUCAAAUCUAGCCCCACCUCCUCCUGAAGGCAGGACAGGGACGCGGUGCCAGCCAUGCCCCACCAUGAACUCCCGGGGGGCCCAGCGCCCACUCACCUGAGGGCUCCUCGUGCGAGCGGGCGAGGGCCAGGCCACGGCCCAGGAACAGGUGCAGGUCCAGCAGGUAGGGGACCUCAUCCGGGGCCACCAAGGAGUAGGCGGUGCCGCUUCGGCCAGCCCGGGCCACGCGACCUGUGGGGGGAGAUGACCAUCGAGGGAAAGAGAAGGGCCCCAGCCACGAUCAACAUGUGCCAAACCCCAAUGGCGGAAGCCAGGACAAGAGGCCCACCUCACCAGGCUGCCGUCUCCACCCGUGAAAGCAGAGGGGGACUGACAGUCGCUGGGCAAACAUGCACAGCACUCCGGGAAAGUCAGCAAAAAUAAAUGCAAGGCAUUGCUCAUAAUCGGCAUCAAAAGUCUUUGGAAUCCCCAUGUUUGGGAACGUUCCCUAACAAAAUGCUCGAGGAGGCAAAGACUCACACACAAGGAUUCUUCCUGCAGCCCUGAGUGGAACAGCCCCUAACUGGAAACCACUCAAGGGGCUAACAAAAGGGGUUAGUUAGAUUAUAAAAACAUGAUAGAAAAUCAUCCAGCUGAAAAAGAGGGUUGGCAAACUGCAGUCCACAGGCCAAGUCUGGCUCAGGCCCUGCUUUUGUGAAUAAAGUUUUACUGGCACACCGCCCUACCCAUCGGCCUAUGUUUUGUCUCUGGCUGCUUUCGUGCUACUGUAGCAGCGAUGAGUAGUUAAGGCAGUAGUUAUAGACUAAGAAGAUUUGCUGAACCUGUUUAUAACAUAUAGCGAUGGGGAGAGAAAAAAAGAGAGGUUACAGGAAAGAACAUCCAGUGUGAUUCAAAUUUUGUUUAAAUAAAUCAUUACAUUUCAGUUUAUUUCUGCAUCUUGUGAAAACAGUGUCACCACGUUUGGAGGAUCUGUUUGCAGGGUCUGAUUUAUACUGUUGGUUGUGGGGGGCUCUGGUGACUCUGGCAGGACAUGCGAGGCAGUACCCCCAGGAGCACCGGAAACCAGGGGGUGGCACUAGUAACUGAAAGGGGUUCAGGCAGUGGGACACAGCGCCUUCCAUGGGCCUCUAAGGCACAGGCUCCCGCCACAGCCCCAUCAAACUUCUCCUGGGGCGUCACCGGGCAGCCA
Choloepus didactylus (southern two-toed sloth) is the source of this 4439-nucleotide messenger RNA. It is a transcript of the gene CFAP73, whose product is annotated as cilia and flagella associated protein 73. Gene Ontology annotation, biological process: spermatid development. The record is from RefSeq and is a predicted model, not a curated record. The transcript has 8 exons. NCBI's taxonomy places the organism in Eukaryota, Metazoa, Chordata, Mammalia, Pilosa, Megalonychidae. Bases 121 to 1047 code for a protein of 308 amino acids.